Spinacia oleracea (spinach) is the source of this 1912-nucleotide messenger RNA. RefSeq lists its product as uncharacterized. The coding region runs from base 91 to 1575 and encodes 494 amino acids. The transcript has 9 exons. Lineage: Eukaryota; Viridiplantae; Streptophyta; Magnoliopsida; Caryophyllales; Amaranthaceae. Gene Ontology annotation, cellular component: nucleus. The record is from RefSeq and is a predicted model, not a curated record.
ACCCUGACUCAGUGACUCCUGCUGAGGUCAUUCAUUUUGCAAGAGUAGAACACUCUCUCUCUCUCUCAACCGCACUCAACUCAGACAACAAUGGCGGACGAGGCGCAGGAUACGCAAACGGCGCAAGAUAUCGAGUCUCAAAUCAAGUCUGCCAUUUACUCUCGCACUGACUACUUCCAAGACCAAGCCGAUUCGUUGACGUUUGAGAAAGUGCGGAGGUUAUUGGAGACGGAUUUAGGGUUAGAGACUCACGCUUUGGAUACGCAUAAACGAUUCGUCAAGACUUGUCUUCAAACGUGCAUAGAAUCCGCUGAUAGCAAGAACCAAGAUAAAUCUGGGGAAAGUAAUGUGUCAUCUACUGGAGAAGAUCAACCCGUAGAUGAACUUCAGGUGAAGAAUGAAGCAGAGGAGCCUAACGCUGGAGGUGCAGAAACAAUGGAAGACUCUCCUGUAAUGGGUCUUUUGACAGGACCAAAGAAAGCAAAAGCUAAUGUUGAUGCUGAUGCAGAUGCUGAAGAUACUGAAAGUAAACCUGUACCAAGUGAGAUCACAAUAAAGAAGGCCAUUUGGGAUAGAGCAUCUUAUCUCAGGGAGAAUUCCGAGAACAUUACAUUGGCUGGACUACGUCGGCUCCUGGAGGAAGACCUUGAAUUUGAGAAAUAUUCAUUGGAUCCAUUCAAGAAGUUUAUUGGUCUGGAAGUGGAUGAGGUAUUGAACUCACCUGAGAUUUCUCAAUCUACCGGGAGUUCUCCGAAGAAGAAUCCUAAGAAGGGUUCUACUCAAAAAGUUUCUUCCAAGAAAGAGGAAGCAUCUGCUUCUUCAGGGGAGGAAAGUGAUGAGGUUGAAGAAGAGGAAGUAAAGGUUAGAAAAAGGAGUGCUGCCAAAAGAAAGCCACCAAAAACAGAGUCAGUAAAAAAACGUAAGAAGACUGAAGAGGAUGUCAAAGGAUCUAAAAGAAAACAAAGUAAGGUCUCAAAAUCUACAUCAGAGGGAAGUGAUGAGGAGGGAGGUGGAAAUGUUUCGGAGGAUGGUAAUUCUGAUUCAUCUGCUGAGAAACCUGUGAAGAAGAAAGAAGCUCCUAAACCGGUUUCGUAUGGAAAGCAAGUGGAGCGUCUAAAGUCAGUGAUCAAAUCUUGUGGCUUGAGUAUUUCCCCUGCAGUUUACAAGAAAGUUAAACAGGCUCCUGAAAACAAACGUGAAGCCUGCUUGAUAAAAGAGCUUGAAGAGGUACUUGCAAAGGAGGGAUUGUCUUCUAAUCCUUCUGAAAAAGAGAUCAAGGAUGUAAAGAAAAGAAAGGAAAAGGCAAAAGAACUUGAGGGCAUAGACCUGAGCAAUAUCGUUUCAAGUGGUCGCCGACGGGCCACCAGCUUUAUACCUCCACCUAAGCCCGUAAUACCAGAUCUAAGUGAGAGUGAGUCAGAAGAAAGUGAGAAUGACGACGAUGAGGAUGACGAAGUAGAAGAAGAAGAAGGGGAUGAGGACGCAGAGAAUGUGGAGGCUGAUGAAGAUCAGGAGAAUGGAGGUAAUGGCAGUCAAAGUGAAGAAUCUGAUAAAGGAAACAGCGAUAGUGAUUAAUGACGGGCCCACUUUCACUUGAAGGACCCGCCCACUGAUGAGGAAUUCGAUAGGGAUAGGACGAUUAUGUAUUUAUGUAUCGUUUUUACGUUUUUUUAUUUUAUUUUUAGUGCUUUUAGUUUUCUACAGAUUAGGAAGAGUUUGUAUUUAGGUGUGAAACUGGAGCAUAAAAAGUUAAAGAAUCUGAUUCUAGAAAGUUGAUAAGUAGGAACUUGCCAGAAGAAGACGACUAUAAAGAGCUCCGUCUUCUGUGAAUUAGACGAUGCUUUUAUUGUUGUGUGUAAAAGUGAUUAUAAUUGUUCCAUAUUUAUAAACGGUUUUUACAUUUUAGUUUUAA